AUGUCCAAGAGCUUCUCCCUUUCCUUCUCAGCUCAGUGCCUCAGUCCGUCAGUUGGAGGCAGGCGGCCGCGAGGUAAGGACGGGCGCCGCUGCUACUCCCUUGUGCCAGUGCUCAGUAGUAACAGCAGCAGCAGCAGUCUUACCACCACCACCACCACUAUCACCACAACCACCACCACCGCCACUACCACGAGCCCCAGUGCCAGCCCGACGCCACCAGUGCACUACCACCAUCACCACCAUCACAGCCUCCUGCACCACCACCUCCACCACGUCAAGCCUCCAGCGAGUGUGUUGAAUUGCAGUCCCUAUGAACACCAACUCCUUCACCGCCUCCUGCCGCGCCACAUCACGACAGAACACGUGGUAUUCAGCCAUAAGACUAAGGUCGGGGGGCGUUCCCUAUAUUUCUUCAGCCCAGCCACCCGGGGCGGUCUCACCAAGCCAGUCUUCACCACGAGGGAAAAGCUCACCCCGCUACUGGAUGGCCCCACGGAGGAAGAGGACGACGGGAGUGAGGGCGGCUCUUCAGGCAGGCGGAGCAGUAGUGUGGGCGGGGGCGUGGGCAUUGGGCGGAAGGGGCGGCCACGGGAUGAGAUAAGCCCCGGAGUGGUGUGUACGAUAAAGAGAGUUCACCUUGGGGACCCCGCCUGUGACUUGGGAGUGAGUGUGUAGGGUCGCGGUCCCCAGAGAGGAUUACAAGGCCCCCAGCGCCCCCCAGCAGGCACGGGUCCGGCGCUACUGGUGGAGGCGUCUCAGAAUGGCAAGCGCAGUGAGGAUGGCAUGGCGGUGGCGGCAGGAUACACUGGGGAAGUUAUGUUUCUACUGCCUUACUCUAUCUUGGCACGAGCUGAUCUGGAGCCACGAGCGACGGAGAUACUAGUGCAGGAGGCGAUGUUGUCCUGCGUGAGUGAGUCUGUGGUGUGGUUUGUGGUGAAGAGUUUUACGCGGCGCAAAGUGAUGCCCAACCCGCGCCAGCUCUCCGGCCAGCUGCACCUCUCCAAGCUCAAUCUUCGCCCCUCAGACCUCAAGCGGCUCUCCUGAUAUUGACAACUGAUGGUGACACUUACGACCGUUUUCAGAAACGCCUUCCCCUCUCACUACGACAAUUUUCUAAGGUCACAGAGACAACUUGCCGGGUUUUCAAGACAGUUUCUUUUUUCAGUAAACUAGAAAUCUUGCCAAUCCAUCAUCAG
Portunus trituberculatus (swimming crab) is the source of this 1196-nucleotide messenger RNA. RefSeq lists its product as uncharacterized. NCBI's taxonomy places the organism in Eukaryota, Metazoa, Arthropoda, Malacostraca, Decapoda, Portunidae. The record is from RefSeq and is a predicted model, not a curated record.